Zygosaccharomyces rouxii is the source of this 1020-nucleotide messenger RNA. It is a transcript of the gene YRB2, whose product is annotated as Yrb2p. Gene Ontology annotation, biological process: protein import into nucleus. Gene Ontology annotation, cellular component: cytoplasm; nuclear pore. Gene Ontology annotation, molecular function: GTPase activator activity. The record is from RefSeq and is a predicted model, not a curated record. The transcript has a single exon. The coding region runs from base 1 to 1020 and encodes 339 amino acids. NCBI's taxonomy places the organism in Eukaryota, Fungi, Ascomycota, Saccharomycetes, Saccharomycetales, Saccharomycetaceae.
AUGGCUGCUGAUCAGGAAAAGAAAGUCUCAACUGAAGAUGAGAAUAAGAACAAGAGAGUGAGAGAGGAAGAGGUAAAAGAUUUAAAAGAGACCAAGAAGGUCAAGACAGAUGAAGAGAAGAAGGAGGAGAAGAAGAAUGAAAAGGAAGUAGAAAAGCUGGAGGAUAAGAAGGAGGAUAAGAAGGAGAAAAGUCAGGAUGAGGAAGAUAAGAAAGAGGAGGACAAGGAAGGGAAGGAAGAGCAAGAAGAGAAGGAAGAGAAGUUAGUUUCUAAAGAGAAAGAUCCUAAAGAGUCACAGAAUGAAAACAAAAAUGAUCCUGAUAGUAAAGAAAAAUCUGCAAGUCAAGAAUCUAAACCCAAAUUUGUCUUCGGAGCCAGUUCAAGUUUUGGAUCAGGAUUCAAAGUUGCUAGUAGUGGUCCUUUAAAUAAUGAAGAAGCCAAGAAGGACCUUUCUAGGGAAGCAGGGACACCAAAGCCAUCGGCGUUUGGAUCAGGUCUUUCAUUUGGUGGUGGAUUUGGAGUAUUAAAGGCUUCAGAUAAGGAAGACAGCAAGGAAAAGACACCAGAACCAAGCUCCGAUGCUAAGGAAAGAUCAAGAGAAUCGUCAUCAGCCUCAUCAAGUGCUAAUGGAACGAAGUUACAAAAGCAAGAUGUAAAAUCUGGUGAAGAAUCUGAAGAAACCAUAUACCAAGCAAAUGCCAAACUAUAUCAAUUGGCAGAUAUUGAAGCGGGUUGGAAAGAAAGAGGUAUUGGCGUUAUUAAAGUUAACAAAAAUGUAAAUACUGGAAAAUCACGUCUUGUUAUGAGAUCUCGUGGUAUCCUUAAAGUCAUACUAAAUCUUUCGCUUGUUAAAGGUUUUACAGUGCAAAAGGGCUUCGUUGGAUCGAUGCAAGGUGAGAAAUUCAUUAGAAUGGUUACACAAGAUGAUAAUAAAUCCCCCAUACAAACUGCUGUUAAGACUGGAAGUAAAGAAAUCGCUGAAGAUCUUUAUGACAGCAUUGUCAAGUUGAUUCCAAAAUAA